GCCUUCUGCCUGCUGAAGAAUGGCUUCUGCUUGUCAUAGACUUGGCUUUUAUGCCUCUCUUCUGAAAAGGCAGCUAACUGGCAGGCCACGUGCCAUCAAAUGGGAACGGAUAGUAAUUCCAGGAUGUACCAGAGGUACUUACAGUGUCACGGGAGAGUGGACGAAAGAGUAUACGUUGCAGACAAGAAAGGACGUGGAGAAAUGGUGGUACCAACGAAUAAAAGAACAGAUCUCCCAAACUUCAGACACUGAUAAAUCAAAGCCCAAGUUCUACGUGCUUUCCAUGUUCCCGUACCCUUCUGGCAAGCUGCACAUGGGCCAUGUGCGGGUCUACACCAUCAGCGACACCAUUGCACGGUUCCAGAAGAUGAGAGGGAUGCAGGUCAUCAACCCCAUGGGAUGGGAUGCAUUUGGAUUGCCUGCCGAAAAUGCAGCUAUUGAAAGGAAUCUGCAUCCAGAACUUUGGACACAAAGUAAUAUGAAACAUAUGAGGAAGCAGCUCGAUCGACUGGGUCUGUGUUUCAGCUGGGAUCGGGAAAUAGCUACAUGUUUGCCAGACUACUACAAAUGGACUCAGUACCUCUUUAUUAAACUUUAUGAAGCUGGACUAGCCUAUCAAAAGGAGGCAUUGGUCAAUUGGGACCCAGUGGAUCAAACCGUGCUUGCCAACGAGCAGGUGGAUGAACAUGGAUGUUCGUGGCGUUCUGGAGCAAAGGUGGAACAGAAGUACCUCAGACAGUGGUUUAUUAAGACUACCGCUUAUGCAAAAGCCAUGCAGGAUUCCUUGGCAGACCUUCCGGAAUGGUAUGGGAUAAAAGGCAUGCAGGCCCAUUGGAUUGGAGACUGUGUGGGCUGCCAUCUGGACUUCACAUUAAAGGUUGAUGGGCAAGUCACAGCAGAAAUGCUGACGGCCUACACAGCCACCCCCGAGGCCAUUUACGGCACUUCCCACGUGGCCAUCUCUCCUAGCCACAGACUGUUGCACGGGCACAGCUCUCUGAAGGAAGCCUUCCAGAAGGCCCUUGUCCCUGGCACAGAUUGCCUCACACCCGUGAUGGCUGUGAACAAGCUCACCCAGCAGGAAGUCCCUGUGGUUAUCAUGGCCAAAGCAGACCUGGAGGGCUCUCUGGAUGCAAAAAUAGGAAUUCCCAGUACCAGCUCAGAAGACACCAUCUUAGCCCAAACCUUAGGUUUGUUCUACUCUGAAGUUAUUGAAACUUUGCCAGAUGGCACAGAGAGACUGGUCGACUCUGCUGAGUUCACAGGUAUGACCCGGAAAGAUGCUUUUCAAGCCCUGACUCAGAAAGCCCGGAGGAAGAGGGUGGGUGGAGACGUGACCAGUGACAAGCUGAAAGACUGGCUGAUCUCAAGGCAGCGGUACUGGGGCACGCCAAUCCCCAUCAUCCACUGCCCUGCCUGUGGGCCUGUACCUGUGCCUCAGGAGGAUUUGCCCGUGACCUUGCCCAGCAUUUCUUCUUUCACUGGCAAGGGAGGCUCUCCCCUGGCCAUGGCUUCAGAGUGGGUCAACUGCUCCUGCCCCAGGUGCAAGGGAACAGCCAAGAGGGAGACUGACACCAUGGAUACUUUUGUUGAUUCAGCUUGGUACUACCUCAGAUACACUGACCCCCAGAACAUUCAGAGCCCCUUUAGCACAGCCCUGGCAGAUUUCUGGAUGCCUGUGGAUUUGUACAUUGGAGGGAAAGAACAUGCUGUCAUGCACCUGUUCUAUGCAAGAUUCUUUAGCCAUUUUUGCCAUGAUCAAAAGAUGGUCAAGCACAGAGAGCCUUUUCAUAAGCUGCUGGCCCAAGGCCUUAUCAAGGGGCAGACAUUCCGCUUACCUUCUGGACAAUAUCUGCAGAGAGAAGAAAUCGAUCUCACAGGUUCUGUUCCUGUGCACUCGAAAACAAAAGAGGUAUUAGAGGUGACAUGGGAGAAGAUGAGUAAGUCCAAGCACAAUGGGGUGGACCCCGAGGAUGUAGUGGAGCAGUAUGGAAUCGACACGAUUCGGCUUUACAUCCUUUUUGCUGCCCCUCCUGAGAAGGACAUCUUGUGGGAUGUGAAGACUGAUGCUCUCCCUGGAGUGCUGAGAUGGCAGCAGCGCCUGUGGGCCUUGGCAACACGAUUUAUUGAGGCCAGGGCUUCUGGAAAGGCUCCCAAGCCUCAGUUGCUGAGCAACGAAGAGAAAGCUGAGGCCCGGAAGCUUUGGGAGUACAAGAACUCAGUCAUCUCUCAGGUGACCGCCCAUUUCACAGAGGACUUCUCCCUGAAUUCCGUCAUUUCUCAGCUGAUGGGGCUCAGUGCGGCCCUCUCUCAAGCUUCUCAGCGAGUGCUUCUGCACAGUCCCGAGUUUGAAGAUGCUCUGUGUGCUCUGUUGGUGAUGGCUGCACCAAUGGCCCCUCACAUAACCUCGGAGCUCUGGGCAGGCCUGGCACUGGUGCCAAAGAAGCUGUGUACCCACUAUGCCUGGGAUGCCACUGUGCUGCUUCAGGCGUGGCCGACCGUGGACCCGAAGUUCCUCGAGCAACCUGAUGUUGUAGAGAUGGCCGUGCUGAUCAACAACAAAGCCUGUGGCAAAAUCCUUGUGCCCCAGCAAGUCGCUCAGGACCAAGACAAAGUCCGGGACCUUGUUCUCCAGAGUGAGCUAGGGGCCAGGCUGUUGCAGGGGCGCAGCAUUAAGAAAGCCUUCCUCUCCCCCAGAACCGCCCUCAUUAACUUCCUGGUGCAGGAGUGA
Molecule: messenger RNA, 2731 nt
Organism: Chrysochloris asiatica (Cape golden mole)
Lineage: Eukaryota; Metazoa; Chordata; Mammalia; Afrosoricida; Chrysochloridae
Gene: LARS2
Product: leucyl-tRNA synthetase 2, mitochondrial
Exons: 20
Coding region: 20-2731 (903 amino acids)
Biological process (GO): mitochondrial translation; leucyl-tRNA aminoacylation
Cellular component (GO): mitochondrion
Molecular function (GO): leucine-tRNA ligase activity; aminoacyl-tRNA deacylase activity; ATP binding
Source: RefSeq, a predicted model, not a curated record